AUGGAGUCGACACUGUACCAAGUCCAAUCGCUCUUCUACCAAGGCGCUUAUCAAGGCUGCAUCGACCUCGCGCUCUCGUCCACCUCCAACGCCCGUUCCUCCGACCCCGCAUCCGUCUCCACCCUCCUGUACGCAGCACGAUCCCACCUCGCACGUUCGCCCUCCGAUCCAUCCUCCGCGCUAUCCCUCCUCUCCUCCCUCACACCCGAACCUCAGAUUCAGGCCAUCCAAUCGCUCGCGCGCUUCAUCCAAGCCACCUCCCAGAACAACACCGACGUCGCCUCCCGCGAAAUCGUCAACCUCACCGAGCUUCUCGACCACGCCGUCGUCGGAGAGGACAAGGGUCAGACCAUCCGGUGCGCUGCUGCCACCGCCCUCUUCCUGGACGGAGAUGCCGAAGAAGCGCUGAACACCCUCGGAGUAUCCGGGUCCGGUGGUAGCAAGGAGAUCGAGUGCGUAGCGUUGGGCGUGCACAUCUUGCUCUCCAUCCAUCGACUCGAUCUGGCGGAAAAGGAAUACCUCGCCGCACGAACCUGGGCAGACGACUCGCUGCUCAUCCAACUCAUCGAAGCCUGGAUCGGUCUCGCCAAAGGCGGUCGUUCCACCCAACAGGCCUUCUACGUAUACGACGAGUUGGCUCAGAACCCGUCCGCAGCUGGAACCAUCAACGCCGUCCCCGCGCUCAUCGGUAAGGCAACCGCGCUGGCUGCAAACGGCGACUGGACAGGUGCAAAGAAGCAGCUCGAAGACGCCGCGAAAUUGGAUCCCAACAAUGUAGAGGUGCUGGCCAACAGAGCAGUGGUGGAAACACAUUCAGGAGCAACAGCCGCGGCAGACUACUUGCAAGAACUGAAACAGUCAAAUCCAACUCACCCGCUCAUCGUCGAAUACGAAGCACUCCAGAAUUCGUUCGAUCAGCAUGCACAGAACUUCUCCCUCGGUGCAUCUGUCGAGGCAUAG
Molecule: messenger RNA, 960 nt
Organism: Pseudozyma hubeiensis SY62
Lineage: Eukaryota; Fungi; Basidiomycota; Ustilaginomycetes; Ustilaginales; Ustilaginaceae
Exons: 1
Coding region: 1-960 (319 amino acids)
Biological process (GO): retrograde vesicle-mediated transport, Golgi to endoplasmic reticulum; endoplasmic reticulum to Golgi vesicle-mediated transport; intra-Golgi vesicle-mediated transport
Cellular component (GO): COPI vesicle coat
Molecular function (GO): structural molecule activity; protein binding
Source: RefSeq, a predicted model, not a curated record